Molecule: messenger RNA, 381 nt
Organism: Hemiscyllium ocellatum (epaulette shark)
Lineage: Eukaryota; Metazoa; Chordata; Chondrichthyes; Orectolobiformes; Hemiscylliidae
Product: histone H2B type 1-O-like
Exons: 1
Coding region: 1-381 (126 amino acids)
Cellular component (GO): nucleosome
Molecular function (GO): protein heterodimerization activity; DNA binding; structural constituent of chromatin
Source: RefSeq, a predicted model, not a curated record
AUGGCUGAUGAGAAGAAAGCACAGCAAACCUCCAAGAAGGGCGCGAAGAAAAUUAUCAAGAAGGCGCCAACGAAGGGUGGCAGAAAGAGGAAGCGGUCCAGGAAAGAAAGUUACUCCAUCUACAUCUACAAAGUGAUGAAGCAGGUUCACCCCGACACCGGCAUCUCCUCCAAGGCGAUGAGCAUCAUGAACUCGUUCGUCAACGAUAUUUUCGAGCGCAUCGCGGGGGAGGCUUCCCGCCUGGCCCAUUACAACAAGCGCAGCACCAUCAGCUCCCGGGAGAUCCAGACCGCCGUGCGGCUGCUGCUGCCCGGGGAGCUGGCCAAGCACGCCGUGUCGGAGGGCACGAAGGCGGUGACCAAGUACACCAGCUCCAAGUGA